Hevea brasiliensis (rubber tree) is the source of this 1613-nucleotide messenger RNA. RefSeq names its product lipase. Gene Ontology annotation, biological process: lipid metabolic process. The transcript is spliced from 11 exons. The record is from RefSeq and is a predicted model, not a curated record. The coding region runs from base 189 to 1259 and encodes 356 amino acids. NCBI's taxonomy places the organism in Eukaryota, Viridiplantae, Streptophyta, Magnoliopsida, Malpighiales, Euphorbiaceae.
UUUUUUUUUCUCAAUCGUUAUUUUCACCAGAUCAAUUAGUCUAUCGAGUACGCUUUCCACCAAUCUAAGAGGACUCGAAAGAGACCGUUGCAAAUCAAUUGCUCUGUACGGCCGCCGGAGGACGAUACAAUCGACAAUCAUUUCGGUGCUCCGAGAUCGCCGUGCGUGCUGUAGCAGGCUACCCGAAUAUGGGGCACAGAAGGCGUUUGAUACUGGCAAUUUUUAUUGUUUUUCUAUUCGCUUUCUCUUCUGGAAGAGAGCUUAAGGUCACACACAAGCAUAUAGAUCAUCGCCCCAUUUACAAUCACACUCUUGCAACAAUAUUGGUGGAAUAUGCUUCUGCUGUAUAUAUGUCAGAUUUGACAGAACUAUUUACUUGGACAUGCUCAAGAUGUAAUGAUUUGACUGAGGGAUUUGAGAUUAUAGAGCUGAUUAUUGACAUUCAGCACUGCUUACAGGCAUUUGUUGGUGUGGCAAAGAAUCUUAAUGCUGUAGUUAUUGCAUUUCGAGGAACUCAGGAACACAGCAUACAGAAUUGGGUUGAAGACUUAUUCUGGAAACAGCUUGAUCUAAAUUAUCCUGGCAUGCCUGAUGCAAUGGUGCAUCAUGGAUUUUAUUCUGCUUAUCAUAACACAACAUUACGCCCUGGAAUUCUAAAUGCAGUCAAAAGAGCAAAGGAUUAUUAUGGAGAUCUUGACAUCAUGGUGACAGGGCAUUCAAUGGGAGGGGCUAUGGCUGCCUUUUGUGGACUUGAUCUAACUGUUAACCACAAAGCCAAAAAUGUGAUGGUUAUGACAUUUGGACAGCCUCGUAUUGGAAAUGCAGAUUUUGUAUCUUAUUAUAGCCGACUUGUGCCAAAUACAAUCCGAGUAACAAAUGGCCAUGAUAUUGUGCCUCAUUUGCCUCCAUAUUACAGUUACUUCCCUCAGAAGACGUACCAUCACUUCCCAAGAGAGGUGUGGCUGUAUAACAUUGGAUUAGGAAGUCUGGUCUACAGAGUAGAGAAGGUAUGUGAUGUUACCGGCGAAGAUCCCACUUGCAGCAGGUCAGUAAGCGGGACCAGCAUUUCAGAUCAUUUAAUUUAUUAUGGUAUUGAUUUAAGGGGAAAGGCAUUGAAUUCUUGUGGAAUUGUAAUGGAUUCUCGUGUAAACGAAUAUGGCAGAACAGAUAUCCAAGGAAAUUUUAAAUUGUCUAGAGAUCCUGCUUCACCUAUUCUUAAACUGAAAACAGACGUGAAUGCUGGAGGCAAUCAUGGUUAGAAUAUUAUUUGGGUCGGGGCAAGAUUUUCACGUUGAUUUCUCCCCAACCAAGUUAAUCUUCAUUGUCUCUUUGGCACUUUUCCUUAGGAGGUUUGGAUGGAGAAUGUUGUUGUUCAGGGUAGGGAGGAAACGUGUAUAGAGAAAUUGACUUCUGUACAUUUUAAGCCUUGUUAAUAUCAUAUGAAUACAGAUAACCAUAUUGUUUCAACUAUUUUUAGUGAGAUAUUCCACAUAUACCGUUGUAAGUUCAGAAAAUCUGUGAAUUGUUGGAGUGAUCACUUAUAUGUACUCCUGGACUUGUGGAAACGAUGAGUUAGGUUCUCAAAUUAAUGUAUCUGAUAUAAUUAUGCCCAA